Exaiptasia diaphana is the source of this 879-nucleotide messenger RNA. RefSeq lists its product as uncharacterized. The transcript has a single exon. Gene Ontology annotation, biological process: DNA integration. Bases 1 to 879 code for a protein of 292 amino acids. Lineage: Eukaryota; Metazoa; Cnidaria; Anthozoa; Actiniaria; Aiptasiidae. The record is from RefSeq and is a predicted model, not a curated record. Gene Ontology annotation, molecular function: nucleic acid binding.
AUGACUCCACUCCCACGUGGACCAUGGGAGAAGGUGAGCAUUGAUUUUGCUGAAGUAGCUGGACAAUAUGUACUUGUAGUCAUUGAUGACUAUUCAAGAUUUCCUGAAGUUGUUCACUCAACGUCUGCGAAGGCAGUGAUCCCAAAGCUGGAUCGCAUGUUUGCUGCUUAUGGCGUUCCACAUGUUGUAAAGUCAGACAAUGGACCACCAUUCAAUGGCAAUGAGUUUUCUCAGUUUGCUGACUACCUCGGUUUCAAGCACCGCAAAGUUAUGCCCUUAUGGCCUGAAGCAAAUGGUGAGGUUGAGAGGUUCAUGAGAACUUUUGGCAAAGUUCUUCGCACCUCUACUAAUUGGAAGCAAAGCAUGUUUAGUUUUCUUCGCAACUACAGAGCCACACCACACUGUACUACUGGUGUUGCUCCAGCCACUGCUCUCUUUGGACGACCAAUCAGAGUCCAGCUGACUGACACAAUCAAGUUGCCUUCGGGCAACCCAUUUGACCCAAAUGACAUGCGAGAGAAAGAUGCACUCCAAAAACAGAAGAUGAAGAAGUAUGCAGAGGACAGAAGAAACAUCAGAGAAUGUGACAUUAAAGUUGGUGAUACUGUGAUAGUUAAGCAGCCAAAGAAGGAAAAGCUGUCAACACCUUAUCAUCCUUCACCCCUGAAAGUGGUUGAAAAGAAUCACAGCAUGAUAACUGCGGAGAAUGAAGAAAGAAGAGUUACUCGUAACUCAUCACACUUCAAAGAGUUGUCAACUGAUCCUGACUCCAACAGCCCUGAAGAACCCAUGACUGAAGUUGGAACUGAACCUGCAUGUGCAACUCGAAGGUCUACAAGGAUUACCAGACCACCACAAAGACUCAUUGAGGAGAUGUAA